UCCUUCGUUAGGCAUUUUUUAACCCAGGUAUUUGUGGAACGCCCCUAUUCAAACCACGUGACCUUUUCGUCACAGCCCGAUUGGCCGAGCAGUCGGGACAAGGAAUGCGACAUUCAUUUUCCCCAUUCACACCUGGUCCCGUUGGAUAUUUCGUGGAAGUCGCAAAUGACCAGGACAAGUCGGAGUGUUUUAUGAUCGCGGGUGAGGAAUGUCGACCCGACCCUGACAGGGGACAGUAGCUGAAAUAUGGCCGCGCGUGUGUGUCACCGUGUGCGUGUGUGUGUGUUUGUCUAACGUGUGAGACGUAGGGCUGGAUACCUGAAGGAUUUCCGCACACAGGUGUUUUCGCGAUGGACGACCAGGACUGGCUUACUAACACCGGGGCCUCGGCCGGAGAUGGGGCCUUCGAACGGUUUCUCACGGCUGCCAUCGCGGCGAUCAUAACAAUAAUGUUUUCAUGGAGGCUACUGGCACAGGAGGAAGACCGCGCGCUCGAGCCGAUGGGCGCGGUGGGUGGGGCGCCGUCUGUCGGCGGAAAGCCCGUCCCCCGGAUUGUUAUUAAAAAAGCAAUCACCAUGGCCAAAGCCGCGGGGUAUACGGACGAGACAAGACAAUUAGAGACAUCGAUUCUAGGCAAAACAAUGAAAGGAGAAGAUACGGACGAGUCGCUGUCGCUUACCUGUACAGGUAAGACCGAACCUCGUGACCUAGUUAGCGAGGAAUUGAUUACGUGUUGGGAAGAAGGCCAAACAAAUAACGACUUGCGCGCGGGUCAACCGUCGCCUGUUGAACAUGGGGGAGUCGCCGGCGAACAAAUGAUGGGUCAGAGUGAAUACAGAACUAUCCUGGAUGAUAACGACUACCAGUCUUUCGAUCCGUCGGUUCCGGAAUUUGACGACAGCAUAGAGCCGAGAGAGCUGGAUUCCGAGGAGGAAAUGUUCUGCUGUAUGAUGCUGGAGACGAUUAUGGAAGAGGAUUCCGACGAAAUUCACAGUUCCAGCAGUGACGCCGAUUCCCGCGAUAGAACCGACUGGAACUGCAUCGAGAUCAUCAACCCCGGGGAGAACUACGACUCCCCUGUCGAUUACGACGAAGGCUCGUCCGUCGACGACGAUUCCAUGUAUGCAAACGUUAGCACCGAGAGUGUUGACAAACUCGAAGCCGGUGCAGAACCAGACGGUGUUUACGAUGUGCAUACAGAUGACACACAAUUUCCGGGAGAUGAAGCGGAUGACAGUAAUUCCGAAGGCAGUGAUGAAUCUGUAAUAACCGUUGUUACCAGACAGUCGUCGGACGACAGUGAAAGUCCGACGCAUAAACACUUUGACUUUCAGCACUUUCCAAGCGCAGACAGUUCACCGCAUAGGUCAUCUGAAAACAUUCAUAUGAGAAUAGAUAACAGCUCCGUUAUUGUUGUUACUACCACUGCUGAUAAUAAUGCAUAUUAUGUACAUGCCCCGCCAGCUGAAUGUGAUUUAGAUAACGGAGCAACCGCUCUGCAGGAAAAUGUCCCAACAGAAGACAAUUACCCCGAUGAACAAACCGCUGACAAUACAGGUAGCAGUUCAUUAGGCAAGGUACUAGAAUCCCCGUCAGUUAAUUCAGAAUUACCUAAGGCUAGUGUGAUUUUCACAGAGGGGUUAAAUACUCGUGUCAACAGUUCUGCAGACGAGAAACGUCACGAUGUAAACAAAGGGCAAUGGCAAACCUGUGAUAUGAAUAGAAAUGUUGAGCCGCUGUUGGGUGCAUGUACACCAAAUAUGACAAACAAUGAAAUGUAUGUGGACCGAACGGAGGAGAAAAUCAGCAUCGCGGUAAAUAGGGGAAGUCUCAAAGGGGGCGUAGAUGACGUGAAAUCACCACAACAGACCGAGUCUAGCGGUUUAAGAUACUAUGAUGCGAGAAUAUCAUCUGCUGUAGAGACAAACCCACUUGGGUUCAUACUGUCUAGAUAUGAAUCCGAAAUUACCAAGUAUGAAGAAAACUUUUAUAUAACAGACAACAAUACGUCUUACCAUGAAGUUAAAAAUGUUUCCACUAAAAAAGUCUUUAUUCGUGAUAUUGAUGGAGAAAGUAUGAGUUCAAAUCCCAAUGUGCAAAAUGUCAAUUACGAUGUAGAAAUUCCGGUUCAAACUGAACAAGUUAAAGUCAGUAAUGAUGAGAACACUGAAGACACAAAUUUAAAAUUUUCAGAUUAUGUUACUGUUGACAGUGACACCCAGGAGCAAUAUGAAAGUAAAAAUGUCUGCAAUGAUACAGAAGAUGAAAGCACUGUUGACAUUUUAAACAAAAGUAUCGACGAAGGAGACGAUGAAAAUGGUUCUGACGAUGAUGUGUGGACGGUUACAGAAACUGUUCAAGUUGUUAACGUUGUAAAAACUCCAGACGGCAAUAUUUUUUUCCCCAGCAUUUCAAGUUCUGGCUCAGACACCCAUGAUCGACCUAUUCCUAAAAAACGAACAAUUUUCUCUGAAACUGAAUCACUUUGUGAUAAGCCUGAAGCAUCCAGUUCCACAUCGGGUGCUGACGUAGAACUUUUUAAUCCAGAUGAAAACACCGAGAGCUUUAGACCUCUGAUCGAUUCCGAGGACGCAGAAAGAGUGGCAUCCAGUGGAGGAAGUAUCUCAGUUGACGGUGACGUCAUACUGUCUGGUUCCCACUUGAGUCAGAAACCUGGACGGAUGUUGUUCCUGGACGAAAUAUAUGAUCCACAUGAAAACAAAAUGUCUUCCUUUGAUGACGUGUUCCAUUACGAAACAUCGCCAAGAAUCUUCAAGCUUUCAACUGGUGCAUCUAUCUCACUGCCAUCGUUGUUACAUGAUGAAUAUUAUAAAAGAGGCAGCAGGCCCUUGUCUGAAUCUUCACCAAAGCAGGCCAGCUGUGACGUGCUGGAAGGACCUAUUAUUGACCUGACAGAAAAUCCCAAUUUUUAUAAGACAAUUCGUAAACUGCGUUACUCCGAAUCAGGUGCCAGACCCGCUUCCCCCAGCAAACAGUUGGAACGUGUUGGUACACCAGCAGCUCUGCCACCUCGAACAGACGAACCAACAGCUGUAGUACAGUCACCACAAAUACCUGAAUCACCACAGGUGAAACCUCCAUUUCCUGAUUCUAAGACUCCCGUUUUCGAGAAAUCACUCGUUAUUGCAAGUUCGCCAGUUAUUGCCAGCUCACCAGUUAUUGCGAGUUCCCCAGUUAUUGCAAGUUCUCCAGUUAUUGCCAGCUCACCAAUUAUUGCCAGCUCACCAGUAAUUGCAAGUUCUCCAGUUAUUGCCAGCUCACCAGUUAUUGCAAGCUCCCCAGUAAUUGCAAGUUCUCCAGUAAUUGCAAGUUCUCCAGUUAUUGCAAGUUCACCUCUUAUUGCAAGUUCUCCAGUUAUUGCGAGUUCCCCAGUUAUUGCCUGCUCACCAGGUAUUGCAAGUUCUCCAGUUAUUGCCAGCUCACCAGUAAUUGCAAGUUCUCCAUUUAUUGCAAGUUCACCAACUGUUACAAGUUCAUCUCUCGACGAGAACACAAAAUAUAUAAAAAUAUCAUCACCAGAAUCACCUUUGCGAUUGAUCAUACCAGAUCAGAGUCAAGGUAGUGCAAGCAUUCCAGAAUCAAGAAUGGCUAAAUCAGCGACACCUGAACAGUUUGUAAGAUCACCAACAAUUACUGAAUCUCCAAAAGUUGUAAAAUCACCAGUUCAGGUUGAAAGUUCACCAAGUGUAUCUUUGACAAAUGAUAAACUAAGUGAAAAAGCAGCAGCAGCAGCAGCAGCAGCAGCUAUUGACGAAUCUCCUGUCGUGUCAUCUUCACCAAGUAUUGACGAAUUUCCCGUGUUCUCAUCUUCACCUCGUGCACAAGACACGUCCUCUUUAUCAGAGUCUUUUGAUGCUGAAGACGUUUCAUCUACAACGCCAAGAAAGCAGUACAGGAGUAUGAGAGAGCUCAAAAGAAAACUUGCCCAAAAUAAAGCCUACAGAUCUGCUAUUCAGAACUCGGCUGACAGACCAAAUAUUGGAUCUUUUCUUCUACCAGAUAUGCUUAUGUCGCCUGCAAGAAUGAAAAUACUUGCCUCGCGACGAAGGUUUCUAAGUGAACAGAACCUAGCAUCUGAUGGGGCUCAGGGAAAGUUUGAUGAUUAUAAACAGUCAGUGGUAUCACACCCACCAAGACGGCUGUACAAAUCACCUCGCCGUCCCAGUAGCAACAGUUACAGUAGCCAGGGCAGUCUCGAACACAUUUCGUUGUUGUAUCCAUCAUUCUAUUAUGACGAAUCAAUCGAUAAACCACACAUCGACGAACUGCAUGCCAACUGUAUAUUUACCCCAGAAGGUAGAAAAGAUAUCCUUGACAAAACGAUGUCAAUAGAAAACCUUGCGUUAGAUUUGAAUGCACAUUUGCGGCGAUUCGGCUCGGUUACGUCACUAGUUGAAACUGACCUUGACACUGGGGACACCUCGGUUAGGAAGCCCUUCCCAGAAACCGAUCUUGAUUUUUGGUUUUCUUUACAGGAUCAUCAGCCAAUAGAAAGAGCAGUCAGCAUGACAGACCUGCGCUCAGAGCGACCUUCUGCCAGAAAACACGGCAAGGGUAGGUUCGCUGACCGGCAUGUUCCAAAAUCCAAAAGUCUUCAGACUCUGGAGACUAACUUGGAUGAAGAAGCAGAUACCCUGAAACGCAUGCCAUCUGUGCACGAACUUAGAAUAAGUAAGUCUUUGUCAAGGUUAAAUGUUCCAGACUGGUUCAAAAAUUCGAGUUUGUCGAAAUCCGGAAGCUGUCUGCUGCGUCAUGAUUCGACAUCGACUAUGUCAUCGUGGGGCUUCAGUCCCAGCAUGACCUCUUCGCCUUGUCCUUCCGUGGGACCACAGAGCAGUUCGGUGGUUAUCAAAACAAGAGUCUCCCCGUCAAGUAGCAUGAGGUUAUUCAAAUCAACAAAAUUCCCAACUGCUAAGCAGUCUGAAACCAAACUGGACAGUGCAAAAGUUCAAUCUGUUAAAUUACCAAGCGACAAAUUUAGGACUUCUGAUAAAAACAAGUCACUUAACAAAAUUCCAAUAGUGCCUUUUGCACAGAUCCGUGCGAUGUUCGAAGCAAAAGCAGCUAAUGCCCGGGCUGAUGCGGAAAAAUCUAGUAAGGAUGAGACUGUGUCAAAAACAAAGGUUCGUCCCGCGAAUGUACCAACAGUUACAAUCUCGCCAAGUGACAUUGUUCAGUUAGAGGGAAGUCCAAAGAGGCCGAGGAGUCCCGAGGAAUCUGAUCGCACCAAGAAACCAAAUAGUCCAACAGGCAAAAUUGCAUUCUUUGAAAGUCUGAGAACUAAAGAACCAGAAAAGAAACCACAGGAGUCGAGUUCGUCAUCAAAGCAGGUACCUAUUACUAGGCGUCUUGACGCGUAUCGUUCACAAACAACAACAUCCCAAACCAUCAAACGUACUGAGCCCCUUACAUACAGUACGGUGUCUAAGCCUUUGUCAAAACGCAAGGAAAUCUUUCAGAACACCACCCCAACCAUCCAAGCCCCCAUUAGUAGCUUUAGCAGUAGUAGUUCACGCUUAGAACCCUCAACCAAUGGUUUAUCCUCCCCUGUAAUACCAGAUGCUCCACAAGUGAAAGCCCCCGCUGUGAUAUCGUUAGAAACUGCACCAACGGUAAGAGCUCCUGUAGAAUCGCCAGUAAUCAAACAAGAAGGCAAGUCGGCAUUUCAGCCUGUUGUCGCGAGACAUGUAGAAAGUGCUCCUGCAGUAAGAGCUCCUCCGUUGGUAAAAGCGUCCCCAACAGUUCAAGCCCCUCCAACAGUGCAGAUUGACGUUUCGCCCCAGAUAUCGAGUGUACCACCAGCAGCAAAAGAAUCACUCAAGCCGGUCUUGAUGUACAGCAGCAGGACAACGUCGGCAGAAGUGAACGGAAGACCAGUGCCCAAAGCGCGAACAGGACAGAGGCCGGGAGACCGAGAACUCGUAAAAGAAACAGACACUGUGUCCAUGCCCAGAACUGAGCCCGGGAAAGAAUACAUACACAAAAUUCAGCCAGGACCAGAACAUUUCAUAGAAAACAACUCCCAGAUUAAUACGAAAAACGAGUCUAAGUCAUUUCCUGUCAGGGUAGGUAAUCAAAGAGAGAGCCUGAAUGCACCUUUACAAUCUUCAACUGUAGCCUUCCCAAGACCACGAGCCGGUGUUCCUGUCCCACCUAGAAGUCAUAAAGAAACCACUGUUUAGAUACGACGAGGACUCGGCAAGUGUCCCCAGCUGGACUGAAACAGCACAGUGUUACUCCUAUCCUCUUCUUUCCUUGGGAAACCAGUCUAGUUAUGGUGCUGUGAGGGAAUCCUCGCCUACAUU
Gigantopelta aegis is the source of this 6326-nucleotide messenger RNA. RefSeq lists its product as uncharacterized. The record is from RefSeq and is a predicted model, not a curated record. NCBI's taxonomy places the organism in Eukaryota, Metazoa, Mollusca, Gastropoda, Neomphalida, Peltospiridae. The transcript has 2 exons. The coding region runs from base 351 to 6203 and encodes 1950 amino acids.